Fusarium mangiferae is the source of this 579-nucleotide messenger RNA. RefSeq lists its product as uncharacterized. The transcript has 3 exons. The record is from RefSeq and is a predicted model, not a curated record. NCBI's taxonomy places the organism in Eukaryota, Fungi, Ascomycota, Sordariomycetes, Hypocreales, Nectriaceae. Bases 1 to 579 code for a protein of 192 amino acids.
AUGGAUCAACGUCGACGCUGCAGUCCUGAACGCUCAAGUCUUCCCAACCACUCAUUCAGUCAUAUAACCAUGAAUUUCGUCAUGCAUAUCAUCCCUGACCCGGCAGCAGUCCUCCGCGAUACACUCCGCAUUCUUCGACCUGGUGGCCUUGUAGCAUUCGUUGUGCCGCAUGCCAGUAACGGUCAUGAUGGUGGAUGGGUACCGGACCUCCGAUCAGCACUCGAAUCUCUCCCCUUCCAGACGUCGUUUCCAGACCCGAUGCCGGUCGCACUUCACGGUAAGCCAGAAUGGGUAGAACCUGAAGGCAUUAAAACGGAGAUGGUUCGUCACGGCUUCGUUGACACCAAGGUCGAAACUGUUGAUCUCAUCCAUCCCGUUGCCAAUGCCGAGGGCUUCUUAGCCUCAUUUGGAAUGAUGGUUAAGUGGAUAAUCAACAUGUAUUGGACUGUGGAGCAGAAGGAUCAGUAUGAAGAUGGCUUCAAUAAGAUGUUGGUCGAGCAUCUCCAGAUCAAGCAUGGUGGAAAUGGCUGGGACCUCAAAUCAACAGUUAUACUUGUUACGGCUCAGACACCGCAUUAG